AUGCUUCUGGACCUCGAGCACGCAGCCGAGAGCUACCGUGUGAAGGAAGGCGUUUAUGGGGAUGGUGUUUUCCAGUGGGGGCCAGACAAGGGGUCUGAAAUGUCUUGUUUCUAUGGGAGACCAUGGUCUAUGGAACAGAGGAAACUUCUCUUUCAAUGGCUGAAGCGCUGGGGGCUGAACUGCUACAUGUACGCGCCCAAGGACGAGCUGAAGCACCGACUGCUCUGGCGGGAGCCCUACACGGAGCACGAGGCAGCCCUCAUGCGGUCUCUCAUCGAAGCUGCCGAAGAGCAGGGUGUGCAGUUUGUUUUCGCCAUUUCUGCUGGCCAGGACAUGGUGUUCUCAAGUGCCGGGGAUCGGCUUCUGCUGCAGCAAAAGCUCAGGCAGGUGGACGCCAUGGGGUGCCAUUCCUUCGCGCUGCUCUUUGACGACAUCGACCCCUGCAUGUGCCAAGCUGACAGAGACGUCUUCCCCUCCCUGGCACAGGCUCAGGCCUCUGUGGCCAACGAGGUGUACCAGGAGCUGGGCCAACCCUCUGUCUUCCUCUUCUGCCCCACAGAGUACUGCAGCGCCCUGUGCUCCCCCAGCCCCAGCCAGUCCUGCUACCUGCGGACCCUCGGCCGGGAGCUGCUCCCGGGGAUUGGCGUCAUCUGGACGGGCCCAAAGGUGGUGUCACAGGAGCUCUCGGCCGCACUGCUGGAGGAGGUGGAGGGUGUCCUGCAGCGCCACCCCGUCAUCUGGGACAACCUGUACGCCAAUGACUAUGACUGCAGACGUGUCUUCCUGGGCCCCUACACGGGACGUGCCGCGGGCCUCGUGCCCAGGCUCCACGGGCUGCUCCUCAACCCCAACUGUGAGCUCCAGGCCAACUUCAUCCCCAUACACACGCUGGGCAGCUGGCUUCGGAGCGAGCUGGAGAGCUGUGCCCACCCUGAUCACGCAGGCGGAAGGACCCCGGGAAACGCCAGCAUCAGCCUCAAGGGUGGAACAAGGCUGCAGCCUGGCACAGCAGGACAGGAGGUCGCGCCCGACCCCCAGCCUCAUGACUCUGCUCCCAGUGGGGCAGACCAGCACGGCCCUGAGGAGCCUUCCUUCCCAGGGGAGGGAAGGAGGAAGGUGACCUCAGAGCCUGAGAAAGGCAGUGGGACCAGGACCCCCGCUGGCAGUCAACAGAGCCCCACAGGGAAUGGGGACCAGCUCACCACAGGGAGCAGAGUGAGCUGUGAGCCCUCCUCUGCUCUGCCCAGCAUGGCUGGGAGUGCCCAGCCCGCAGGAACCCUCCACAGCCCUGGCCCCCCAGCACCGCUCAGUGAUGGGGCCAGUGCCAGCCCUGGCCCCCCAGCACUGCUCAAUGAUGGGGCCGGUGCCAGCCCUGGUCCCCCAGCACCACUCAGUGAUGGGGCUGGGGCCAGCACUGGCCCGAUGGCACCAUUGACCCCAGAGGAGGCUGGGUCCAGUACCAUGGCCCCACUGGCCCUGGAAGAGGCUGGGUCUGGCCCCACAGUCACACUGACCCCCAAAGAGGCCAGGACCAGUCCCAUAGCACUGAUGACCCCAGCGGAGGCUGGGAGCAGCCCCACAGUACUGGUGACCCCAGAGGAGGCCAGGCCCAGCCCCACAGCACCGGUGACCCCAGAGGAGGCCAAGUCCAGCCCCACAGCACCGGUGACCCCAGAGGAGGCCAGGUCCAGCCCCACGGCACCAGUGACCCCAGAGGAGGCCAGGUCCAGCCCCAUGGCACCAGUGACCCCAGAGGAGGCCAGCUCCAGCCCCACGGCACCGCUGACUCUGGGGGAGGUGCGGAUGCUGGUGGAGCUCUUCUACCUGCCCUACCACCAUGGGCCACUGGCGCAGCAUCUCCUGGAGCACUUUCGGUGGCUCCAGGCACACAGCCUCAGCGUGGGAGUCCCGGCCAUGGCACCCGAUGAGGGUACACAGUGGCGCAGCCGAGCCCAGUCCUUCCGGCUGCUCUGUGCUCAGACGUGCCGCCUGCACAGCCGCUUCGUCAGCAGUGCGGGUCGGGCGCUGUUCUACGACCUCCACCCCUACCUCUGGGACAUCCGCAACAUGCUGCUGGCCGCCAGUGCCUUUGUCCUCUGGCUGGAUGGCCACCUCCUCCGUGACCCUGAGCCCAAGGGCACCUGGGGAAGCUGCUUUGGCUGGUGCCAGAGCAUCACUGCCCCCAUCCUGCCAGGGGGGGACGCCGAGCCCUGGGCACGUCGCGGGGGCCUCUUUGGAGAGCUGCAGCCCAAGGAGACGCUAAUGCUGCAGACCUGGCCACCAUGGGCGCAGCCACCCGCCCCAGCGCAGCACAGAACCCGGCGAUGCACAGUGCAGCGCUUGGGAGUAGCAGAGGAGCUGCAAGCCUGCAGAGCCAGCGCUGAGGACCCAAAAGUCACGGAGACCCUCGCGGCCCACCCCGAUCUCCUCGGUGACAGCGUGCUGGACGUGGGGGCCAGCCGCAGCCUGGCUAUCUGCCUGCUGAGCGCACUCAGGGCCAACGGUGAGCACGACCUCCCUGCGCUGGGGCGGCCGAGGUCCCCUUGGUCCAGCNNNCUGGGCUUUGUCGCCCUGCCGGUGGCCUGGGGCAGCUCCGCCGGCGCUCAGCUCCUGGGACGUCUCCUCUGA
Molecule: messenger RNA, 2628 nt
Organism: Egretta garzetta (little egret)
Lineage: Eukaryota; Metazoa; Chordata; Aves; Pelecaniformes; Ardeidae
Product: protein O-GlcNAcase-like
Exons: 16
Coding region: 1-2628 (875 amino acids)
Biological process (GO): glycoprotein metabolic process
Molecular function (GO): beta-N-acetylglucosaminidase activity
Source: RefSeq, a predicted model, not a curated record